This is a messenger RNA of Elephantulus edwardii (Cape elephant shrew), 1494 nucleotides long. RefSeq lists its product as uncharacterized. Bases 1 to 1494 code for a protein of 497 amino acids. NCBI's taxonomy places the organism in Eukaryota, Metazoa, Chordata, Mammalia, Macroscelidea, Macroscelididae. The record is from RefSeq and is a predicted model, not a curated record. The transcript has 11 exons.
AUGGAGACCUCUGCUCAGGACCCUCCAUCCAGCACGGGGCUCUUAACCCAGCCUGCCACUGACAAGUCCACAGGGGAACCACCACUACCCAGCCUGCCACUGCCCAGUCCCACAGUUCCACCCCAAGGAGGCCCUCAUAGCAAGGGCUGGGCUGGGCCCCAGGCUACAGCCAGCAGGGCCCUCAGGCCCCCAGCUCGUGGAACCCUCAGCUGCAACCCCAGCCUGGACCACCCAGGAAUCCCAUCUUCCUUCAUGCAAACCACCCUCCAUGAGGCGGAAGGCACUCACUUCCUGAGGCCCACGCUGGUGGACCGGAACAGCUGGGCCCCGACUUCCCGCGGCUCCAUCAACGACAAUGACAAGAAGCGAGCCUGCAGCGAUGUCAUCCAAACUUUCACUUCCGGCAGGAGAGGGCAAGGCAGCCCCCCUGGUGCUCCGGGAUCCCACGGCCACUACGUGCAGCCAGGGCCACAGGAGCUCUCCAUGUUCCUGAGACCAAAUGAUAAAGCUGUGUCCAAGGGCACAUUCUGGAAAGUUCUAUGCUGGCAUUACCAGCAAAAAGAACACACAAGCACCCAGUUCCAAGGCCACCCCGACCGCACUGGGACCAUCCGGGGGAAUGUGUUUGAGAUAUCAGGUACCAGGCUACUUCAGGUGACAGCCCAGGCCCAGGUGACAGUCCCAGAUGGUGCUUACGUCUGCGUGUCCAACUCAGAGAACGCCUAUCUUGGCCUUGUUGACUCAGGCCCCGCCACCGCCACCACACAGCCGUCCCGGGAGGCCACAGCUCAGACCAGGAUGAAGGGCGGGUUUCUAGGAAGCCCUUUGAACACCUCAUCCAAAAGCAAGGCGGCAGAACCAGGGCAGGAGUUGGAGUUUGCCACCUCCAGUGACGCUUCCAGGGCACUCCCUCUGCAAGGAGGCAGUGGGCCUGCAGAAGAUCGCCCCGCAAUGCCUGGCUUAGUCCUCACCCGGGUGGCAGCGAAGACUAUGACCACGCACACUGCCCAGGUGGCCGAGAACGAACGAGACGGCGAAGAGUACUUCCCUGCUAUGAAGCUCGACCACCUGGAGAACUCAGCCCCCAGAAGGUUGCACAGCGCAAGUGGAACGCCACUGAAGGCCAAGCAGGGCCUGUGCCCCACAUACUUUCAGAAGGUGAUCGCCAGGCCUUUCCUCCUCGUCUCUCUGGGUAUGGAAGCUCUGCUGAUACAAGUGCAGCAGCACCGCCACAGCCCGGCCUCGACCGACCUCCAGGAGGUGGCUGUGCACGAGGCAACAACUGGUCAAGCUGAUCAAGAGCAGGAGAGCCUGGAGCUUGGGACCCACCUGUCCAGCGCCAUAUUAGACAGGACUAGCUGCCCCACCACUAUGACUCCAAGGCAGUGGGAGGAAGGGCUGCCGGCGGCGACCUUGGGCAGUUCAGAACCAGCAGAAGAUGGACAAUCUCAUGCUGAGCUUUCAAGGACUGUGCUAAAAAUAAGUUUAAAAUAA